This is a messenger RNA of Callithrix jacchus (white-tufted-ear marmoset), 2753 nucleotides long. RefSeq lists its product as uncharacterized. The record is from RefSeq and is a predicted model, not a curated record. Lineage: Eukaryota; Metazoa; Chordata; Mammalia; Primates; Cebidae.
UGUCCCCGCCCGCAGGUGAAGCUGGUGUUCGUGGAGGACCAGGCGGUGGUGGAGACGGUGUUCUUCCUGACGUCGCGCACCAGGGCGCUGCUGCGGCGCUUCCCGCGCAUGCUGCUGGUGGACCGGCUGCCGGGGCUGCAGGGCGCGCUGGAUCUGCUGGCCGUGCUGUGCGUGGACGGCGCGGGCCGUGCGCGCCAGGCUGCCUGUUGCGUGGCGCGCCCGGGCACGCCGAGCCUGCUGCGUUUCGCGCUCGCGUCGCUGCUGCAGAGUGCGCCAGACGUCAAAGGCCGCGUGCGCUGCCUCACCGCCGGGCCGGAGGUGGCGGCACAGCUGCCUGCCGUGCGCCAGCUGCUGCCCUGCGCGCGCGUGCAGAUCUGCCGCGCUCAGGGCCUGGAGACGCUCUUCAGCAAGGCGCAGGAGCUGGGCGGCGCUGGCCGCGAGGACCCGGGCCUGUGGUCGCGCCUGUGCCGCCUGGCCGGCGCGUCGUCGCCCGCCGCCUACGACGAGGCGCUGGCCGAGCUGCACACCCACGGCCCGGCCGCCUUCGUCGACUACUUCGAGCGCAACUGGGAGCCCCGACGCGAUAUGUGGGUCCGCUUCCGCGCCUUCGAGGCGGCCCGGGACCUGGACGCGUGCGCCCUGGUGCGAGGCCACCGCCGGCGACUGCUGCGCCGUCUCAGCCCCUCGCGUGGCGUGGCUCAGUGCCUUCGGGACCUGGUGGCCAUGCAGUGGGCGGACGCGGCCGGGGAGGCGGCGCCCGAGGGCCCCGAUGGCGGGGGGCUGUGGCUGGAGGGUGAGCCGGGGAAGGGGGCCCAGGUGGAGAACGAGAGGGUGAGGGGCCUGGAGACAGGCGACUGGGGAGGGGUCCUGGAAGAAGGAAGUAUUUGGAGGGGGGCCCAGAUGGAGAAGGAGUGGGCCAGAGGACUGGAAACCAGAGACUGGGGCGGGGCUCCGUUAGAAGGUGACAAGGGGAGGGCGCUGCAGAUCAGAGACUGGAGAGGGGGCCAGUUGGAGAAUCAGAAGCCGAGGGGACUGGAAGGGAUUGUCUGGAGAGGGUCCCAGUCGGAGAAAGGGCACCUGAGAGGGCCAGAGAUUAAAGACUGGAGGGGGCCCCAGCUGGAGGGUGAGAAAGAUUGGAGACUGGAAGAUUAUGUCUGGAGGGGGACCCAGUUGGAGGACCAGGCACUAAGAGGAUUGGAAAGGUAUCCGUGGAGGGGGGCCCAGUUGGAGGAUCGCAGGAGUAGGGUGCUGGAGACCACCAACCAGAGGGGAACCCAGUUUAACUAUGAGAGGGCCAGGAGUCUUGAAGGAAGCCCCUGGAGGGGGGCACAGCUGCACGAUGAUAGGGCGGGGGGGCUGAGAACUGGAGAAUGGAAGGGGCCACAGUUGGAUGUAGAGAAGGGGAGGGAGUGGGAGGUCAGAAACUUGAGGGGGAUCCCUUUGGAGAAGUCCCUGGAGUUGGCCCCUGAGAACGGAAACCAAAGGGGCCCCCGGUGUGAAGAUGAGAGGAGAGGGCCAGAGAUGGCAGAAGAGAGGGGAGUGAGGGUGGGGGCCAAAAGAAGAAGGGGCCUGGAGAAGGUCUUUCUGGUCCAGCUGGGGGACACGAGGGUCACGGGCAUGGAGAAUGGAGAUGGAGGGGGAGCCUGGUCCCUGGGCCCCAAGAGCUGAGCUGGACGAGGGAUGAAGUGGGGAAACACAGGAGGGUGGUGUCCCGCUGGGAAUGGAGUCGUAUGUGGUAUCCCCGGGCUAGAUGGAUAGAGGAGCCACAGUGAAUUCAUCUCCACAGCAACUCAAGCUUCAUCCUCCAUCAUCUGUACCAGGGCCUCCCAGUGGCAACUUCUUGACAUGAGUCAAUUCUGCCUUCAAAUGACUGACUCAUGCCAAAUGUCCUGGCCACAGAAUGGGCAUGGGACCCAGUCCUGGCCAACGAGUCUGCUCAGGUUGAGGUGGGAGGCUUCUUUUUCUAUUUUUGUAGAGACAGGAUCUUGCUAUGUUGCUCAGGCUGGCCUUGAACUUCUUGACUCAAGCGAUCCUCCUGCCACAGCCUCCCAAAGUGCUGGGAUUACAGCUGUGAGCCACUGUGCUCAGCCUAGGAGGCUUUUUUUCCCCCUAUUUCUUUCUUUUUUGAGAUAAGAGUCUCGCUCUGUCACCAGGCUGGAAUGCAGUGGCAUGAUCUCGGCUCACUGCUACCUCCAACCUCCCAGGUUCAAGUGAUUCUCAUGCCUCAGCUGCCCAGGUAGCUGGGAUUACAGCUGUGUGCCACCACCUCUGGCUAAUUUUCGUGUUUUCAGUAGAGUUGGGGUUUCACCAUGUUGGCCAGGCUGGUCUCGAACUCCGGACCUCAGGUGAUCUGCUCGCCUCCCUGGGAUGACUGGCAUGAGCCACCAUGCCUGGCCUAGGAGGCUUCUAAUAAAGGUUCUCUCGUUCCUAAGAAGACAUAGCAUGACAUGAUCAGGCCUAGACCUGCUGCUGACGACUUUGGCAUGGUGUGAUAAUGAAGUCCACACUGAGGAUGACAGAGCUGAGAUGAAGACAAUCUGGAUCUUCCCAUGCCUAAGGUGAGUCUCUGGGGUCUGCUCUACCAUGGGGUUUCUUCAGAGAAAUAUAUAUGUAUAUAUUUUUUAGAGACAGGGUCUCACUCUGGCGAAGAAAGGAAUGAAUGAAAGAAAGAAGGAAAGAAAAGAAAAACAGAAGAAAGAAAAGAGAGAAGAAAGAGAAAGAAAAAGAAAGGACGGAAGGAAGAAGUAAAGAAA